GGAAAGCAUUCUACCGCAAUGACCUAGCUAGCCAGUUACAUAGACCGCAAACGUUUGAUAGAAGCUAAGAGUUUGAAUCGACUAUACCAAAUUUUGGUAAUUGGAUGCAAUGAAACACAGAUACAUUUUCUGAUGGAUUGAUUCAGUUGGAACAAUGAUGUUUGUGGUUACAAGAACACCACAGGCUAUACUGCCCCCAAAAGAUCGUGAGACAUGACUUUUAGAUGUGUUCCGGAUACCUGUGUGUUUUCUCUAAACAGGGCUGUUCACUUGUGGCACACACAAGGCCAGAGGCCCCUGACCAUUGCAAUUUCCCCUGCUCUAAACCCAUUUCAUAGGCCUCAUGCAAAAUGCCACUUUGGUCACAGAGCUAGUCGCCUCAGCUGGAAGCACACCCAGAUCCUGAAAAGCCGAGUACGCAAGGGAUGGCUUUGCAAAGCUAGCUCUCUCAGACAGAGAUUUGGUCUGUACCCCAGCUUCACCCACUUCAGCACAUCCGGGUUCAGCGGAUCCGCCGAUCUGAGUCACCGCAUGUCACGUAUAAAGACCACUUUGGAGUCGGUCUCAAAGGCAGUGAGCGGGACCCAGUCGGACCUCCUUGCCAAGAUAGCACGGCUCAAACCGGCCCAAGAGGUACCGGUGGUGGAGAAGGGUAGCGUAGCAUCUGCCCCCACUCCCUCUGUCCCUCCACCCUCCACUGCUGUUCCCCCUCAACCGACUGUCACAGUUGCUGCUGCAAUUGACCACAAAGAGGAGGAGAAGAGGCCAAGGCCUCCUGGAGAUUCACCUGCUCAAGCUUACGGAACUAACAGGCCUCCUCAUCGCAAUACAGUCAUCAGCUCCAAGAGCAAGGUUGCCCCUAAACCAGCCACUCCACUUUUUCAUCCUGGAACAUUUGCGGUCAACUUGGAUGAUACCUACAACUAUUUAGCUCAUCAUAUCAACACAUACUUUGGUAGCACCACAAAGGGAGCAACAGACCCUGGAGGAAAGCAGCUUCAACUUGGAGAUGGCCUUCACCAACCUACUACUGAGGACGCAGACCAAAACAGGGACCACACACCAUCAUCUCCCACCCAGAUCAAUCCUGCCUCUCCAAGCACCCCGCCAUCGCCCAAGAAAGGCCUAAGCCACUACCUGUCCUAUUCAGCACCCACGGUUCAAGCCUUUGUGGGGAAUUACAUUGCCCCCCUUGUCCCUAAGUUUCGCACAGAGGCGAAAGCUGUCGAAGCUGAGAAGGACGUUUCCACAAAAGAUGAUGAUGUUAACGAGAAGAAAGUGGUUGAGAACAAGGAACAGAAGGCUGCCGAAGAAAAGGCCAAAAGGCUUCUCUUGCAGAGAGAGAGGAUCAUUGCAAGGGUGAGUGUGGACAAUCGGACCCGAGCACUAGUUCGAGCUUUGCACCGAGCAACUGAUGUACGGAUCUACAUCAGCCGGGUGGAGGACCUCAACUACCACCUGAUGGAGUUCCCAGAGACAAGAGUAGUGGCAGUUAAGGAGAAGGCCAUCCCAUGCUUGCUGCGCCUCCGUCAGGCCACAGACCCCGCCCUGCAGGCAGCGGUCAGGCAGGCCCUGGCUCUGGUUGGCUACAUCGACCCGGUGAAAGGGCGGGGCAUACGGGUGCUGUCCAUCGAUGGAGGGGGCACAAGGGGGCUCAUUGCCCUGCAGACGUUACUCCGACUGGAAGCCCUCACAGGAAAACCCAUUUACCAGCUGUUUGAUUACAUCUGUGGUGUCAGCACAGGUGCUAUCCUGGGCUUUUUGCUGGCUGUGGUUCGGAUGCCACUGAGCGAAUGUGAAGAACUCUACAGAAAGCUGGGUUCUGAUGUCUUCAAACAGAAUGUCAUAGUAGGAACAGGGAAGAUGGUCUGGAGCCAUGCGUUCUAUGACAGUCAGAUCUGGGAGAACAUUCUCAAAGAAAAAUUGGGUUUGGAUCUCAUGGUGGAAACUGCAAGGAACCCUGACUGCCCAAAGUUGUCAGCAGUGAGCACCGUGGUUAAUCGUGGGACCCCCCUGAAGGCUUAUGUGUUCCGGAACUACAGCAUGCCCCCAGGUGUCCGCUCCCACUACCGAGGGGGCUGCCAGUACAAGCUGUGGCAGGCGAUCCGUGCCUCAUCGGCUGCACCGGGCUACUUCCAGGAGUUCGGCCUGGGUGGUGACCUACAUCAGGACGGAGGGCUGCUGAUCAAUAACCCCACCGCGCUGGCCAUCCACGAGUGCAGGUGCCUCUGGCCCAAGACCCCGCUGCAGUGUGUCGUCUCCCUGGGCACCGGGCGCUUCGAGACGGUGGGCAAGAACAACGCCACCCACACCAGCCUCAAGACCAAGCUCACCAACAUCAUCAGCAGCGCCACCGACACCGAAGAGGUGCACACCAUGCUGGACGAGCUGCUGCCGGCCAACACCUACUUCCGCUUCAACCCGCACAUGCCCGAGGAGAUCAGCCUCGACGAGAGCCGGCAGGAGAAGCUCAGCCUGCUGCAGGCCGAGGGCCUGCGCUACCUGGAGCGGAACGAGGAGAAGCUCCGCAAGGCCGCCCGCUUCCUCACGCGGGACAAGAGCCCCGCGCAGCGCCUGGGCGACUGGGCCAAGCUCAAGGUGGACAUGUACGACUACGUGCCCUUCUCCAGACUCUAGAACCUUCUCUCGGCCGUUUUAACUCCACCACAAAUCAUCACCUCCAGCCAUAAUCACCCUGCACCGAGCAUGAUAACCCACACACUCUAAAGUCACCGUAGUCUAAGCUGAAAUCUAGCAUUAAUAGGAUGUAACGCAUGCCAUCGUUAUGUUGGCUACACUGUGCUGAGCUAAAAAACACAGGUCUCCUGGACCCUCUACAAAGACUCUUAAAGGUGCAGUGCAAAGCUAUCUUUACCUUAGCAGGUAGUGUAUUUAUGUAUUCAUUAUUUCAACUCGAGUGAGUUGCUAGCUAAUUGAACACGAGGAGCUUUGGCGUCCUCAUUACUGUGUCCGAGUGCUACAAUCCCACCUGGGGGAUGGGAAGGGGAGGGGAGGGGAGGGGGUGUGCUGCAGAUAUGGACGGACUUGAAUUUCAAAGGCAGCUGCAGAAGAGGCGGCUGCAGCAGCUUCACUGACUGCACAUGUUCCACUGAGGUGCUCCUUGAACUGAACAUAGAUGUCGUGGUAACAACUGUAUCGAGGUACUGUCAAGAGUAAGUGCCAAGUAAGCACUUAUUUUUUUAAAGCAUUCUGAUUUGAAGUACAUAACCACAACCACUUUAACCUCAGCUCAUAUUUAUUCAUCAUUUGAUUUUAGAGUAUGAAAAAAGGAAUAGCUGCAGAUGGUUGUUUUAGAUGAUAAUGCGUGUCACAAUAUUUACUUGAACACUGUCAGUUAUAUCUACAGGAUUUGAGGGUAAGGAAAGUCGUAUUAGCUUUAGGAUGACAUGAUUUUACUUGAUUGCGUCUGAGGAUACAUGUUAGGUGUAGAUCCCAGAAUUGUAGACUUGACUUGUAGAAUCUCUCUAAAUCCUUUGGCUCAACCAAAGAUGAUGGAAUGUGGUGCUUACAGUUAAAGGCAAAGCUGUAAAUGUUGGACUCGUUUGAUAAUUUAUUUAGGCAACAUAACGUGGAUUUAAUGAUCUGAUAGCGAUACACUGUCAAAGUGGAUGAGAUUUAACUGCUCAAGGAAUCUCCACAUGCAAUAUGUGCAUGCAUUUCUUUUAGCAGAAGAAACAGAAGUGUAGGUGGCAAAUCGUGAUAAAAGACUGUUCUGAGUUGACCCUUUGCUACAUUUGCUGUAUGUGGUUGCCUGUUUUUGAUUUGUGCAGUUCAGAUAAUAUUGAACAAUGAUCGGACUACAACACAGGGACUGCUGUGUACACCCACAGUAUUGAAAAUGUGUGUAUAUAGAGAAGAUAUGAUGCAGUGAUUCCAUUAGUAGUAUUCACAGUGUUCAUUGACUGCGUUAAUCAUAGGAAUGAUAGUUUCAAAGUCAAGUUGUGAUCAUUUGCAGAUAUUUAUUGUUAGUGCUUCUUGUAGCCUAGAUUUCUUAGCAAAAGUUAGUUCCUGCUUUCCUGACUACAAAUUUUUGGAUGUUUUGGUUUUGGGUGCAAUAAAUUUGAAUAGAGAAUUCACUGUAGAUAACUCUUAGGGAACAUUUAAGCAAGCACUUUUAUCCAGUGACACCUCUUGUGCCCAGAUUCUCAACCUUACCCAGUCGUGAAGUGCGUCUUUGUGUGUCCACAGGCCUCUGAACUUUGACUGGGGUAUAUGCUGCUACCUAUUGGUUUUUGGUUUAUCAAGAACUGUCAGGGACUGUAGCUACUAAAGACUUUUAUGGAGUAAAAAAUAAUAAUGCACAAAAGGUUGAUGUUUUAACUAAGGACAAAGUACAUAUUCUGCUGUUCUUGUAAUGAUCUUGUUGGACUGAAAGCAAUAUGAUGGUGAUAAUCAUUAAAGGUUUGUUUUUAGUUUUGCCAGCCAGAUUGAUUUUCCAUGCCCUUCAACCUGCCAUGUGAAGAGUGUGUAUCCAUUAAAAUUUUACCUUUGA
Sardina pilchardus (European sardine) is the source of this 4513-nucleotide messenger RNA. Its product is annotated as calcium-independent phospholipase A2-gamma-like. Bases 214 to 2637 code for a protein of 807 amino acids. Gene Ontology annotation, biological process: arachidonate metabolic process. The transcript is spliced from 10 exons. The record is from RefSeq and is a predicted model, not a curated record. Lineage: Eukaryota; Metazoa; Chordata; Actinopteri; Clupeiformes; Clupeidae. Gene Ontology annotation, cellular component: membrane.